AUGACACGUAAAAUUUUUCUCGAUAUUAAAAUUGGUGACAUUGAAGCUCAUGAAGAUGCUUUAGGACGAUACAAUAAAGCAAAAGAAUGGGUUAAACAAUGGUCUUCAACUUAUGGAUUAUCUAGCGAUGAUCUGGACAAACUAACUCCAGAUGAUAAAGAAACAGUGACAGACAUUCUUUCAACAAAUCCUACCGCCAUCAAUGAAAAAUGGCUUACGGUAGCUCCUAAACCUCUAAAAGGUGGGCAUCUUGUUAUUGAACUCAAUGAUAAAGAAUGUCCUAAAACAUGUGAAAAUUUUGCAAGCCUUUGUAAAGGCGGUAAAGUGGGUAAAAGUUCAAAGAAGCCAUUGUUCUAUAAGAAUACAGUCAUGUUUCGACUCGUACAUGACUUUAUUGUUCAAGGAGGAGAUGUAACUCGAGGUGAUGGUUCAGGUGGGGAUAGCAUCUAUAAUGGUAAAUUUAAUGAUGAAAAACCUGGCCUUGCAAAAAAAUUCAAUGAAAAAGGCGUAGUAGCCAUGGCUAAUUCAGGAAAAAACUCAAACACAUCUCAAUUUUUCAUUACUCUAAAUGGACAUCAUCCUCAAUUUGAAAAGAUUAAUGGAAAAUAUGUUAUUUUUGGAAAGGUUAUUGAAGGUUUAGAGGUAUUAGAUGAUAUUAAUCAAGUUCCUGAAAUAAAAGAACAGCCACAGAAAACGAUUACCAUUGUUAAUUGUGGUGAAUGUUAA
This is a messenger RNA of Cokeromyces recurvatus, 726 nucleotides long. Its product is annotated as cyclophilin-like domain-containing protein. The record is from RefSeq and is a predicted model, not a curated record. Gene Ontology annotation, biological process: protein peptidyl-prolyl isomerization. Gene Ontology annotation, molecular function: peptidyl-prolyl cis-trans isomerase activity. NCBI's taxonomy places the organism in Eukaryota, Fungi, Mucoromycota, Mucoromycetes, Mucorales, Mucoraceae. The transcript has 2 exons. The coding region runs from base 1 to 726 and encodes 241 amino acids.